UCCUUUCCUAGCGCGCUCUCUCUCUCUCUCUCUCCCUUCUUUCCAAUUUUUUUUAUAUAUUUCUUUUUAUUGCUUUACUCUUUUCUUCCCCUUCUCUCCUGUCUCCUUCCCAAUCCCCAGAAAAAAGUCAGCGCCGCCUCUUUCUCCUCUCCUCUCCUCCUCCGUUGAUGGCCGACGACUGGGAUCUCAACGCGAUCGUCAGGAGCUGCAGCUCCGUCGCGGCGGCGCAGCCCGACAACUCCGCCGCCUCCUGCUCAAACAGCAACAAUCCCCAUCGCGAGAACAACCCGCUCUCCGGGUUGACUUUCGACGACGAACCCGACCCGUUCGCCUUCCCGGAUCUAACGGUGCAACCCGAAGACAAAAGCUACAGCUACAACAACUUCCCCGAUUUGCUGCAAGAUUCGUACAAGCCGUUCUUGUCCCCUCCCGCCGCCGCCGGUCAACGGAGCGUUCUCAUCCCUCCUCCUCCCAACAAUACUUCAAAUUCCAAUUUCGGAGCUCCGAGUCAGCCGCGGACCACCGCAUCAACCGUGAGCCCGCGGGUAGUCAAUCCGAAGACCCACCACCAGCAGCAGCAGCAGCCACGCCAGCCGCAGGAUCUUGGCGGUCGUCAUCGAAAUCAACGGCAGCAGAGCACCAUUAUUACCCUGGGCCCUCCUUCUUCCGUAGUAGUCCAUCCUGCGUUGAGGACGGCGGCGACCUUGCCGUCGCAGCAGCCCGCAGCCAGGUCAAGGAAAAAAAAGAACAACCAGAAGCGGCUGGUUGUCCAGGUGACGGCGGAUAAUCUGUCGAACGAUGUUUGGGCCUGGCGGAAGUAUGGGCAAAAGCCCAUCAAGGGCUCCCCGUACCCAAGGAACUACUACAGAUGCAGCAGCUCAAAAGGUUGCGCGGCGAGGAAGCAAGUGGAGAGGAGCACGACGGAUCCGAACAUGUUCAUCAUCAGCUACGCCGGCGACCACACGCAUCCCAAGCCCACACACCGGAACUCGCUCGCCGGCAGCACGAGGACGAAGUUCCCGGCGGCGAAGGCGGGUGCGGCGGAGGGAAAGGAGUCCGAGGCGGCGGCACAGCCCGCGCCGCCGCCGACCGCCAAGGAGAAAGCCACGUCGGCGGUGGCGGUGAGUCUUUCCCCGACCACUCCGCCCUCGGCGACGAUGGACCACGACAACAACAACAACAAAAACGCGGCGGUUGCGGAAAUGAUGCCGACGAACGCGGAUAUCGAUGACGUGGACGGGCUGCCGGAAUUCGAGAGCGGCGAGGAUGAUGCGAACGUGGACGAUUUUGACAAUAUCUGCGACGAUGACGACGACGAUGACGACAGCAUUUUGAUUCCGAAUAAUAAUAGCAACGUGGAUGAGGAUAUCUUCAUGAAGGGCUGGAAAGAGCUCGGCGGUGAAGGCGCGGCGUUUGGGGAUAACUUCUCUUCUUGGAUCUACGGUAGUACCUCUGCCGCCGGCGGCGGCGGCGGCGGAUAGGUAAGUGAAUAUUAACUAUCAUGUAAUAAUUAUGUAUAUCUAUAAAUAUAUAUAUAUAUAGAAUUCUGUUAUUUCUUUCUUUAAUUUGUAGGGUAGGAACGACGAACGGAGGAAGAACUUAUUAGAUGUAAUAUAAAAGCAUAAUUUUAUUUAUUUUCUUUUUUGCUGUUUGGUGGCCACAUUGGUAGAUUGAGAAGGAAGCAGAGAUUAGAAAGGGCGAGAGAGAAUCUUUACCCAUCCACCCAUACUUUUUUUUUUUUUGGAGUCUUUUCAAAACUUUCCUUUUGGCGUUUGAUCUUUUGUUUUGGAGCAAUAUAUGUGAAUUAGGGUCCAGUCAUCAUUUUAGCAACUUUGAGGAGGGAUUUAGAAAUGGAUGGUGCUCCGAUUAAAACGGGUGACGGGGAGUGACGUGGCGCCUUUCAUUUUACAGGAAAAAUCAGGGAGAGUGUUUACAUGUACUAAAACUUCCCAAUAGUAGGAAAAUUAGUGGUUACAUGGAUUCUUCAUAUAUAGAAAUUCUCUUGGUGGAUGUAGACGCCGGGGCAGAUUGAUACUGCCGAAUUGCAUGUCUUUUUGAUUUCGGUUAUUUGAGAAAAUGUUGAC
Linum tenue is the source of this 2084-nucleotide messenger RNA. The record is from the annotation of a GenBank genome assembly. NCBI's taxonomy places the organism in Eukaryota, Viridiplantae, Streptophyta, Magnoliopsida, Malpighiales, Linaceae.